GAAAGAUUCCCAUUUGAAGAUAAUCAUGCCCCAUCACUCCAAAUGAUCAAGGAAUUCUGUGAAAGUGUCCAUUCAUGGCUUUCAAGUGACCCAAAGAAUAUUGUCUUGGUUCACUACAUGGAUGGUAAAGGUCGGAUAGGGUUGAUGGUAUCUUCUUACUUAGUUUACGCCGGCAUAUUAGCAGAAGAGGCUCAUCAGGUUUAUGCAGAUAAAGGGACAACAAAAUAUCUUCAAGUGAUGAUUCCAAGCCAACGACGCUACGUUAACUACUGGCAUAAAUCUCUAACCUUUUUCGAUGGUUGUUUACCAGAGGUCAACCUUCCAAAACCAUGUACCAAAGAGAUCAGGCAGAUUCGACUUUUUGACACAAAAACCAUAGAAUCAGUCUUCUUUGUUGUGUCGGAAAUGCAAGAGGUUACAGGACAGCGAUAUCGUUCACCAGCGGUUGCUUACCGGAAUUUCUGUAGAAAAAGUAGGAACAGUGGUUUUGGGAACUCGGAGAUCGAGGAAGAAGAGCCACGUAACUGUCUUGACCACUACUUUAAUGAAAAACCAGUACAGGUUACUGGAGAUGUUUGUGUGAUAUUCUACGAGAAGAACAUUGGAGGUCGUCUCUUCUAUGCUUGCUUUAAUACCGCAUUCAUUGAAAAUGACUCGAUGAAGUUUUCGAUUAAAGAAUUAGAUAAAGUUGGAAAUAAAGGCAAGUCGAUUGCGGGUUCUGAGUUCCAUGUAGAGUUACUCUUUAGUCCGGCGAACCCUAACUCUAAUGACUCAUAGCAAUGGUGAAGACGGCUGAACGAUCAUUGGCAUUCUUGUUUUGUUGGUUUCUAUCCAUUUGACAUUUGAUAUUUCAUUAAUGAACCUAGAAUGUAUAUAGAUGAAUUUUGGUUUUAUUAUGUUUCAAGAUCAAUGUCGCUUACAUAGAAUAUAUCCGUCUACGGUAAAUCAUUAAGUUGUCGUUAAUUUUAUGUGAAAGGCUGACUUGGAAAU
Messenger RNA from Lactuca sativa (garden lettuce), 990 nucleotides. Its product is annotated as phosphatidylinositol 3,4,5-trisphosphate 3-phosphatase and protein-tyrosine-phosphatase PTEN1. Gene Ontology annotation, molecular function: phosphatidylinositol-3,4,5-trisphosphate 3-phosphatase activity; protein tyrosine phosphatase activity. Gene Ontology annotation, biological process: phosphatidylinositol dephosphorylation. NCBI's taxonomy places the organism in Eukaryota, Viridiplantae, Streptophyta, Magnoliopsida, Asterales, Asteraceae. The record is from RefSeq and is a predicted model, not a curated record. Gene Ontology annotation, cellular component: cytosol.